This is a messenger RNA of Athalia rosae (coleseed sawfly), 2081 nucleotides long. RefSeq names its product very-long-chain (3R)-3-hydroxyacyl-CoA dehydratase (gene Hacd2). Gene Ontology annotation, molecular function: 3-hydroxyacyl-CoA dehydratase activity. Gene Ontology annotation, cellular component: endoplasmic reticulum membrane. Bases 724 to 1854 code for a protein of 376 amino acids. The transcript is spliced from 6 exons. The record is from RefSeq and is a predicted model, not a curated record. Lineage: Eukaryota; Metazoa; Arthropoda; Insecta; Hymenoptera; Athaliidae. Gene Ontology annotation, biological process: very long-chain fatty acid biosynthetic process; fatty acid elongation; sphingolipid biosynthetic process.
GCUGAUUAUACUGAUACUGAUGAACUUUAUACCGAUAAAGUGUGUGAGACGAAUUCAAAAAUGGAAUAAUCCUGCAUAAUGUCAGAGAACGAAUUAGUAGAUAUUUAAAUUAGUGAGCGGCUGGUUCGGGCUGCAAGAGAGCAUAAUUUAACCGUCCUCACCAGAAUAUGCUAGCGUACUAAUACGUUAUUAGCAUAGUAUUAGCAUGAGUAUCGACAUUUGUAUAAUAGCUGAUGUAAAAUCUUGAUUGUUUGAAGGGAAUAAUAAAACGUUUGUGCGUUCGACAUUGCGCUACUUUGUCAACAAUUUGUUAACUUGGCGGGUCGGCAAAAUAUCGAGUCAGUAAAAUGUCGAGGUGGUCGAAAAGUGUCGAAUGUACUUUAAUAGCAUUAGUUGAUGGAACGCUGAGUUGUGGUCUUUCAUCUUCGGUUUUGGCCAGCAAUAGUACGUACGUACUACAUUGAAGUGAUAGAAGUUUUGGGGGUAAUAACCACGGCAUUUGUCGAUUGCGUGCCAUCCUACCUAACGUCAUUGACUGUCUAACCGGGAGGGGAUUGUUGUGGAAUCGUUGUGGAUUUGCUAGUUAUCUAGGCAACGGUGUGGACCAGUCAGCUGCGGACGUGUCGAGUGGACUACUUCAUUCACUUCCAACGCAACGUGUAAAGUGCGAUAUUGUGAAUUCGAGUAAGCCGAUAGUGACAUUAGCCGGCGGUAUUUUAAAAGAUGCCGGAGCUGCCAUCACCUUUCGUAUAUUGGGCUCAAACUGAGACACAGGUUACGCUUAAGGUUGAUUUGACCGACGCCAAGGAUCCAGCCGUCGAUUUGAAAGAAACAAGCUUAAAAUUCGUAGCCAAUGGACAAGGUGCCAGAGGUCCUCACAGUUAUGCUUUCAGUUUAGACUUUCAUUCGGCGAUUGACCCAGAGGAAAGUAGCUAUAAGGUAGUCGACCGCCAAGUAGACUUUACUCUGCGUAAAAAGUCAAAUGACUGGUGGCCCCGUUUAACCAGUCGGCCACAGAAACCGGCAUGGCUGAAGAUAGAUUUUGACAAAUGGCAAAGUCAAGAUCCUGAUGUGGAUGAGGAUAAGGCUCAGGGUAACGGCAGUGAAGUGGGCCGAGAUAUUAGCAAAGAUUACCCAUACACAUAUGAUAAACUCCACAGGGAAGAAUUGGGAUAUAAACGGGAAGACUUCAAAAAGGUUUACUUGGUUUUGUACAACCUUUGCCAAUUUGUUGGUUUCUCAUACAUUUUGGCAGUGAUGGGCAUCAGAUAUUCACGCGAUGGACCAGACUCGAUGAUGGGCACUUAUGAAGCUGUUGGCACUGCUAUGAAAUUUGUCCAGCUACUACAAUUUUUGGAAGUGAUGCAUCCGCUGUUUGGAUAUACAAAGGGAGGAUUUUCUACGGCUCUAUUUCAAGUUGGGGGUAGAGCAAUAAUAUUGUUUUGCAUGAUAGAGUCUGAACAUCGAAUGCAAACAAAGCCAGUUGUGUUCUAUGUGUUCCUUGUAUGGAGCACUGUCGAAAUAGUGAGAUACCCGUAUUAUUUAACACAAUUGUUCAAAACCGAAUUCAGCUUUCUUACCUGGCUUCGGUAUACGAUAUGGAUGCCCCUCUAUCCUCUGGGUUUUCUCUGCGAGGGUAUCAUAGUGUUAAGAAACAUUCCUUACUUUGAGGAGACCAACAAAUUUACAGUUGCUUUACCUAAUGAAUGGAAUUUUGCUUUUCACUUUCCAUCAGCAAUGAGAAUAUACUUGUUAUUGCUGUGCUUACCAGGCAUGUACACGAUGAUGUCGCAUAUGAACCGUGUUAGAUACCAAAAAUUGUCAAAGACAAAUGUCAAGCGGAAAUACGAUUAAUCACUAUUGAAUUUUUGCUGAUCACAUCUACAUACCCUACCCAAAAAGAACGAACUUAAUUCCUAUCAGACGUUUCAGCCUAUCUGAAAGUAUCUGGCCACCAAUUCAUCAACCCACCCUUAUCAACAUUUGUAUGGAUAUCGAGGACUUUCGUUUGAUUGGGUUUUAUAAAAACAAUUUAUUUACUUGAGAACAAAAGUACAAUAAAAUUAAAACGACUCAUCGAA